AUGUUGACCUCUUUCAAGUCCCUCGUUUUGGCGCUCGUCCUUGCGUCAGUGGCCGCUGCAAAGGUUGUCGAAUACACCCUCAAUCUCACAUCUACCUAUGCGUCCCCGGACGGUGUGUUCCGUGAGGUCUUCCUCGUCAAUGGCUCAAGCCCUGGUCCCCUUCUCACGUGCGAUGAAGGCGAUUCCCUGAGCGUCAUGGUCUACAACAGUCUCCCCGUUUCCAUGACAAUUCACUGGCACGGUAUCCACCAGAAGGACACUCCAUGGCUCGAUGGUGCUGCUGGUAUCUCUCAGUAUCCUAUCCCUCCCGGUUCUUCGUUCCACUACAACUUCACCACGGAAGGUCAGUACGGCAACUUCUGGUACCAUGCGCACAUCCGCGCUCGAUACCAGGACGGUGUCUAUGGUGCAAUCUACAUCAACCCCAACGAGUCUCGUCCCAAGCCUUAUUCAACAAUCGUCAGCGAUCCCGCAGCGCUCGCUGAGAUUCUCGAGAAGGAUAGCAACCCCACUCAACUUACUGUUGCUGAUUGGUACAAGUGGACCUCGGACGCCAUUCUCGCGCGUGAGUUCACCUUUGGGAUCGAUCCGCCUUGCAUCCAGAGUUUUCUCAUCAAUGGCAAGGGUCGUAUUGUCUGCGAGAACGAGGAUGAGAUUCUCGCUGCUGGUGCCUGGCGUCAGCAGGGUGUUUACGCUGCUGCUGGAUACAUUCCCAACUUUGACUCUCAGGGCUGUACCAACAUCACUCUCAUUAACGGAUUCGCCGGUGCUGACCAGCAGGCUCUCGAGGCUCCUGGAAAUUCGUUGCAGUGCACUCCUUCGUCUACCGAUCGUGAGGUCAUCUACGUGAACGGCUCGUCUUACAUGCUCUUCGAUCUCACAAACAUGGGUGGAGAAAUGGGUGUUCAUUUCUCAAUCGACUCGCAUCCGUUUUGGGUUGUUAUGGUCGAGGGUAUCUAUGUCGAGCCUCAGUUGGUAGAGCAGAUCUACGUCGGUGUUGGCCACCGAUUCCUUAUCUUGGUUGAGACGAACAAGGAAUAUGGCAUUUACGGCAUGCGUUUCGCUUCUUAUGAGCUCGCGCAGGUCAUCGAGGGACUUGCGUUUUUGUCGUACGUUCCCGACGUCGGCCAGCCGUUCAGACCAAGUGAGAACGUUACCGUCUAUCAGGAUAUUGGUGGUAACCUCGUCGGAGACUUUUCUCAGUUCAAUGCUUCCAUUGCUUUUCCGUUCGAUAAGUCGGUGAAGCCCCCGUCUGGAGCUGCCGAUCAUACAAUCCAUCUCAUCUCCAACAGAACUGGCGCGGUGUUCUUUUCCCUUACCGAAGAUGGUGCCAUGAUGUCUCAAAACAUGGAGAUCGAUGAACCAGUUCUGUGGGCAGACAAUCUCCCCAACAGCAGUGUUAUUAUUGAUCCCGGUAUCAAGACGGGUGAUCUUAUUGACAUCAUCCUCGACAAUACCAAACUUAUUGCUCACCCAAUCCAUCUCCACGGCCACAACUUCUACCUGGUCUCGGAAUCGGACUCUGAGAACUUCCCGUACGCCACGGUUGCCGAGGCGGUCGCUGAUGGCUAUGCAAACCUCAACCUUGAAAAUUCCGUUUACCGCGACGGAUACAGUAUCCAGGUUGGCGGACACAUGGUUUUGCGGUUCGUCGCUGAUAAUCCGGGAGCCUGGAUGUUGCACUGCCAUCUCAACACACAUCUGAUGGGCGGUAUGGGUGUCGUCAUCAUGGAGGAUCGCGAGGAGGCGCUCAAGAAGCUGCCUGCAAAGUACAAGCAGACCAGUCCAUGA
Molecule: messenger RNA, 1791 nt
Organism: Myxozyma melibiosi
Lineage: Eukaryota; Fungi; Ascomycota; Lipomycetes; Lipomycetales; Lipomycetaceae
Product: multicopper oxidase-domain-containing protein
Exons: 1
Coding region: 1-1791 (596 amino acids)
Molecular function (GO): oxidoreductase activity; copper ion binding
Source: RefSeq, a predicted model, not a curated record